AUGGCAGUGGCAAUGGCUUCAACAUCGGCGGAUGGCUCCUACGGCCGAUGGCACCGCUACAAGGCAGCGACCGACGCCGUGCUUACGUGGCUCGAGCGCGCCGCGUCCAAAGCCUACAAGAAGGCAAAGUCAAAGUCGAAGCUGAAGGCGCCCAUUGACACGUGGACGACCGGCCAGAUCUGGGCAGCCGCCGUCGCGGUCGCCGAGGCCGGCGUCGCCGUCCCACGCGAUGUCUGGCGCAACCUUGCGACGAGUAUUCGCCUGCGCUGGCAAGCGACCAAGUGCUUGCCGCGCGACGACGGCCAUCUGCACUUUCUCACUUUGCUCCGGGCCAUGCAGGCCACGCUGACCCCGGACCGUCCAUCGCCACCGACCGCCGCCACCGACGAUCUCUCCAACACGUUUAAAGCAUUAGCGCUGGACGACGACGACGAUACGAUCGAUGCUUCUAUGCCAGCGUUUGAUGUGGCGGCGUUCGUGCCGCCUGCCGCGCCGACGUCGCAAGAGACAGCACUCGCGCAGCUCGAAGCCGAUCAGUUUCGCGCGACGUGCUUUCUCCAGGACCUCGACGAGCUUUUGGACGAGGUCGAUGCUGUCUGGACUGCGUUCCAGGACGGCAAAACAUCGCUUGUCGCUGCGACGAUCGUCACCAACCACGCCGUCCACGUCGCCCAAUCGCUCGCGUCGACGCUGACACUCGAGCUCCCGUACCUCGACUCGCUCAGUACCAUUAAUGUGCUGGUGAGCAAUAGCGACGCGCUGCGGUCGCUUGUGCUCCAACACGGCGUGGACCUCGCAUAUGCGGUCGAGGUGUGUGAAUUCAUACGGCGCUCCUCGGUUGUCCGCACGAAAGAGCUUGGAACGGGCCUCGCCACGCGUCUUACGACGACCAAGUCGGAGGCCAAAGCGCUCCAUGCAAUGCUCGUUGCCGACGCCGCCGCGCCACUGCCCGGCGUGGCGCAAAUGCGGCACGGCAGCGACCUCUGGAGCGUGCACUACACGUAA
Saprolegnia diclina VS20 is the source of this 1005-nucleotide messenger RNA. RefSeq lists its product as hypothetical. The transcript has a single exon. NCBI's taxonomy places the organism in Eukaryota, Oomycota, Saprolegniomycetes, Saprolegniales, Saprolegniaceae. The coding region runs from base 1 to 1005 and encodes 334 amino acids. The record is from RefSeq and is a predicted model, not a curated record.